This is a messenger RNA of Eruca vesicaria subsp. sativa (arugula), 288 nucleotides long. The record is from the annotation of a GenBank genome assembly. Lineage: Eukaryota; Viridiplantae; Streptophyta; Magnoliopsida; Brassicales; Brassicaceae.
AUGCAAGAACUUGUGAGAGGUUUUAUGAGGAAUGCAAGAAUGUUGGUGAAAGACGAAGACAAGGGAGGAGAGAUCCAUGUGGUUCAUAAGACAGAAUAUCCAUUUAGUGAGUGGAAGCUAAAGACUCUCGGUGAGAAAGAAGGUUUAGAUUUGGUCAGUGAGAUUGAGUUUUGCCUAAAUCAUUAUCCUGGUUAUUCCAACAAGAGAGGAAGUAGAGGUUACAAUGACUCUAGCUUCCCUGUUGGAAAAUCAUCUACCUUCAUAUUUAAGAAACAGUUCUUUUAUUAA